AUGGAUAUGAAAUAUGCACAGGAAAUAGAUAGGAAAAAUGCUGCUAUAUUGGAUCUUGAAAACAGGCUUAAAAUAUCUGAUAAGCAACGCCUGGAUGAGAUCAAGAUUACAAAUGCAACCAGUGCUAUGAAAGUACAGGAUCUGAAGAAAGAAAUACUGAACUAUGAAAAUAAAUUGUCAAUCCUAACUAAGGAACUACAUGGAUCAAAGACAGACAAUGAGACCCUAUAUCGUAAAGUGAAUUCUUUGUUAAGUCAAAUCAUCAUAGAAGUAUGGAUAACGAAAUGAAGUUAGCUAUAGUAGGUAGCAGUUUAGUUGGAAAUGUUUUUAAUGCUAAUCCCAAAUGGAAAUUUAAAUCUAAAACAAAAAUAACAUGGCACUUUAAGCCCGGAGGUCACAUUGAUGACUUAGAUUAUUCAACAGUGAAUUUUAAAACCCUUAGACCCAACAUUGUGUUCUUGCAAACCGCGGGUAAUGAUUGUUCUGACGCUGGAAAAAAUUACUCCAAAUCAAUCAAUUUUCACAUUUCAACUAUAACAGAGAACUACUUAAAGGCCAUUUCCAUCAUUCAAAAGAAACUUUCUGAGAAAAAUGUAAUUUUAGUUGGGAAAAUUCCGAAUAGAUCAUAUCAUUGGAAGCAUUUGAAACACAAAAGUGAUAUUGAACGUACUAAUA
Molecule: messenger RNA, 675 nt
Organism: Owenia fusiformis
Lineage: Eukaryota; Metazoa; Annelida; Polychaeta; Sabellida; Oweniidae
Source: the annotation of a GenBank genome assembly